This is a messenger RNA of Rosa chinensis, 1427 nucleotides long. Its product is annotated as agamous-like MADS-box protein AGL104. Gene Ontology annotation, molecular function: protein dimerization activity; DNA-binding transcription factor activity, RNA polymerase II-specific; RNA polymerase II cis-regulatory region sequence-specific DNA binding. Gene Ontology annotation, biological process: positive regulation of transcription by RNA polymerase II. Bases 150 to 1226 code for a protein of 358 amino acids. The transcript is spliced from 12 exons. Lineage: Eukaryota; Viridiplantae; Streptophyta; Magnoliopsida; Rosales; Rosaceae. The record is from RefSeq and is a predicted model, not a curated record.
UCGUGUACCCCAACCACCCUUGUUUUAAGCUGUUUCUUCUUCCUCCCCUUGCAUUGUUUAUAUAUGAUGAAUAGGAGGAUACUUCUCUUAGAUUUUUUCCUUUUUUAAAUUUACCCUCAUAGAUUUAGAUAUACUCGGGACAGAUCAAGAUGGGUCGUGUUAAGCUGGAGAUUAAGAGAAUAGAAAACAACACCAAUCGGCAAGUUACAUUCUCAAAGCGCAGAAAUGGACUCAUUAAAAAAGCCUAUGAGCUUUCCAUCCUUUGUGACAUUGACAUUGCUCUUAUCAUGUUCUCUCCUUCUGGUCGUCUUAGCCACUUUUCCGGCAAAAGAAGGAUUGAAGAUGUGUUUACUCGUUACAUCAAUCUCCCAGACCAAGAAAGAGAGCAUGCUAUAAUUUUCCCUGAUCACAACAAACAUCCUGAUCUACAAAACAAAGAGGUCAGAUAUAUGGCAUGUAGCAAUUACUUGCUCAGGAUCCUUCAACAACUUCGUAGUGAUAAUGAUUUUGCUCUUCAACUAGCCAAUCCUACUGCAGUUAGCUCUGAAAUUGAGGAACUUCAACAGGAAAUUGGUGGGCUACAACAACAGGUUCGAAUGGCGGAAGAUCAAAUAAGGAUAUAUGAGCCUGACCCACUAAAAAUCACAUCUAUGGCAGAGCUUGAAUCAUCUGAGAAAAGUCUUGUGGACACCUUGUCGCGUGUUACGCAGAGAAAGGAAUAUUUGUUGAGUAACCAGCUAUCCUCUUUUGAUUCAUCUGGAAUACAGCAAAUGUUGCCAGGUUCUUUUGAGAAUGAGGUGGCAGGUUGGCUGGCUAACGGUGGUCACAACCACACCCAAAUAUACGAUGCUUCUGCUCCUUUGGAUCACCAACUUAGGAACUUGUCGUCGUCACUGUAUGAUCCUUUUUCACAAGGAACGAGUUCAAAUGGUGGAGCAGAUCCGAGUAGCAUGGGAGAGUGUCAUGUGAGUGUUACAAACGGCAGUGAUGGAGAGCUUCCUCCUUGGCCUCAGCCAUACACAUCUUCCGGACACCAUUCCACCCUUAUGCAACCAUCAUUGAUGCCUCAAUAUCAGCAGGCAAUGGUAAGCUCAAACAUGCCAGAAAUAAUACCACACGAGCAGGUGGAGAUUCCAGUUAGCAGCUCCAACGUACAAGCUUACAAUGAAGGUGCAGACAAUUAUCAUGAUCAAAACAAUAAAGUUCCUCAGCUUAAUGGACAUUAAUAUAUAUUCGACACAAUAUAUACUAAUUCAAGUGCUGAUGAGAUUCAGUUGAUCAUUAUUCAUCGAUGCUCGAUCCCCAUAUUUUAAUUAAUUAGCUGCUGUUAUAAUUUGUAGCAGUACUGUAACUAGGAGAAUUAAUUUAUCAGCUUUGCUAGCUCGCAUUGCAAAGCUGCCGGUGAAAUCUUGUAAAAAAAAAAAAAA